AUGAAAAGUCGAGCUCGUUCUCCUUCUAAGAAAAAGGCAUUGUCAAUCAAUCAAGGGUUGCUCAAGAAAAAGGUUUUGCCUCCCAAUAGAACCAACAAGGUGGAAAAUGGAGAUAACAAGAAGGUUCAAAUGUGCAUUGGAAGGAAGGGACAGACAUACAACUCUGUUGAUAUAAGUUCAUCAGCCCAAUUGCGAGCUGAAAUAUUUCAAACAACUUUACCUUCUGAAUUUCCAUAUUUUCUCAAAUGUAUGCUCUCUUUCCAUGUCACUGGGGGAUUUUGUUUGAGCUUUCCAAAAAGAUUUUGUGUUUCUCAUUUACCAAAACAUGAUGCUAAUGUUGUUUUGGUGGAUGAAGAUGGAGAUGAAUUUUUCACCAAGUAUCUAAUUGGCAAAAACGGAUUGAGUGGGGGGUGGAGAGGUUUCUCCAUUGCUCACAAUCUUGUUGAAAAUGAUGUGUUGGUCUUCCAAUUGAUUGAGACUUGCAAAUUUAAGGAUUUUUUUCGUGAAAAUUUAUCAAAUAGAAAACCAGAAAUCGAUCGAGAAGGGAUAAAAUUGGAUGUAGUGUAUGACUGGGUGGCAGUAACGAUGGUUCUGAGAAAGUUAUCAGAGCUGGUGAAUGGGGACGAUGUAGAAGGGAUAAAAUUGGAUAUCUGGGUGGGUUUUUAG
Molecule: messenger RNA, 666 nt
Organism: Solanum stenotomum
Lineage: Eukaryota; Viridiplantae; Streptophyta; Magnoliopsida; Solanales; Solanaceae
Product: B3 domain-containing protein At5g42700-like
Exons: 6
Coding region: 1-666 (221 amino acids)
Molecular function (GO): DNA binding
Source: RefSeq, a predicted model, not a curated record